GGGAGGUAAAAACGGAGGACAGGAGAGAGAGAGUAUAGAAAACUUUCCUCCCAUCUGAGCCGAGGUAGAAUGCGCUAGAGAGCGAGCCCUCGCAACCAAGGACAGAGUGAAGAAGAAGGGGUCCCUGCAGGGGGACUCAGAGAGCAACUCAAUGCGGGGAAAGAGGAACCCCACUGAGACAGACACUAAUUAGCACUUUUUAUCUGUGUCACUCUGUGGGAAGAAGAAAGACUUGCAGCAGGAAUCACAGAGUGGUGGCUGAACAUCAUGUGGAUGGAUGAUCUCUGCAGCCUGAAUGGCCUGGACCCUCUGUGGGACUGGAACCAGACUUGGUACACGCACAACCCAGACCUGACCCAGUGCUUCCAGCACACAGUGCUGGUGUGGGCUCCCUGCAUCUACCUCUGGGUGUGCGCACCUUUCUACAUGCUGUACCUCAGCUGCAAUGGCCGUGGAUACAUAGACCUGACCAGCCUGUGCUGGGCCAAAAUGGUCCUGGGGCUUGGCCUGGCCUCCAUUGGUUUCGUGGAGUUCUUCUACAUUCUACUGGAGAAGAACCAGGAGAUACAGAAGCACAUCGUGUUCCUGAUUAGCCCUGUGAUUCGCAGCCUCACCAUGGUUCUGGCCAUCAGCGUGGUCCAUCUGGAGAGGACCAAGGGCUGUCGCUCAUCCAUCAUCCUCUUCAUCUUCUGGCUGCUGGCCGUGCUGUGCUCCUUGGUGCCGUUGCGGGCAAAGAUCCAGCUCGCCAUCCAGGAGGAUUUCUCGGUGGACGCCCUGCGCUAUCUGGCCUUCUUCAGUUACUUCUCCUUCCAGCUGGCCCAGCUGGUCCUUGUCUGCUUCUCGGACCGACGCCCCAGUACGGCAAAGCCUGUCUCUGUCAAGAAUCCCUGUCCGGUCCAGGAUGCAUCUUUCUUGUCGAAGGUUCUCUUCUGGUGGUUCACAGGGCUGGUGGUGAAGGGGUACCGGCAACCCCUCCAAGUGGAGGACCUGUGGACCCUGAGGCAGGAGGACACUUCUGGGCACAUCAUCUCGGGCAUGAAGGAGGCCUGGAGCGAGGGGUGUGCCAGGCUUCAGCGGCAGGAGGGGGCGCUGCACUUAAGUGCACCGCAGGGCUAUAGGCUGGCGGAGCAGCCCCAGCUGCUCAGGAAACUGCAGAAGGAGCAGAGCUCGGGGCUUCACCUGCUGCGCACCCUCGCCCGGCGCUUUGGGCCCCGCUUCCUGUUGGGGGCGCUGUGCCUCGUCGUCCACGACGCUUUCCUGUUCUCCAUUCCACAGGUGCUCAGCCCGCUGCUGGGAUUCAUGAGGGAGCAGGACGCCCCCUUGUGGAAAGGCUACUUCUACGCCGCGGCGAUGUUCCUGCUGUUGUGCCUCCAGUCGUUGUUCCGCCACCAGUACAUGUAUGCCUGCUUCACCGUGGGCAUGAGAGUAAAGACGGCCGUCAUGGGGCUGGUCUACAGGAAGUCUCUGGUGAUCAACAGCGCCGCACGCCGGACAUGUACCAUGGGGGAGAUCAUCAAUCUGGUGUCUGCUGACACUCAGAAGCUCAUGGACUUUGUUGUGUACUUUAACGCCAUGUGGAUUGCUCCUGUGGAGAUUGCCCUGUGCCUCUUCUUCCUCUGGCAGCAGCUGGGUCCGUCUGCCCUGGCCGGCAUCACAGUCAUCAUCCUCAUCUUCCCCCUGAACGGCUUCAUUGCUAAAAAACGGAGCAAGCUCCAGGAGAUGCAGAUGAAGUUCACGGACCGCCGCAUCAAGCUGAUGAAUGAGAUCCUGAGCGGAAUAAAGAUCUUGAAGUUCUAUGCCUGGGAAAAAGCCUUUCUGGGCCAAAUCCGGGACUGCAGAGAAAAGGAGCUAGCAGCUCUGAAGAAAUCCCAGAUCCUCUACUCCGUCUCUCUCGCCUCCUUCAACUCCUCCUCUUUUCUCAUGGCCUUCGCCAUGUUUAGCGUCUAUGUGUUGACUGACCCUAAAAAUGUGCUGGAUGCCCAGAAGGUCUUUGUCACCAUGGCACUGAUCAACAUCCUCAAGACUCCCCUGAGCCAGCUGCCCAGUGCCAUCAGCACCACCAUGCAGGCUGUGGUCUCGCUGAGGCGCCUUGGGAAAUUCCUUUGUCAGGAGGAGCUGAAGUCAGAUGUUGUGGAGAAGGUGCCCUGCAGUCCUGCUGACUCAGGUGGAGAUGGGGUGACAGUAGAAAAUGGCACUUUCAGCUGGUCUAAAGAGGGCCCUCCUUGUCUCAAGAGGAUCAGUGCCCGCAUUCCGGGAGGCUCGCUGGUGGCGGUGGUUGGUCACGUGGGUAGCGGGAAGUCCUCCCUGCUCUCAGCCUUGCUUGGGGAGAUGGAGAAGCGAAGCGGGCGUGUCUGUCUAAAGGGCUCCGUGGCCUAUGUGCCCCAGCAGGCUUGGAUCCAGAAUGCAUUCCUGCGGGACAACAUCACCUUUGGGCUUGAGAAGAAAGAGAGCUGGUACCAGCAAGUAGUGGAGGCUUGUGCUCUUAGACCCGACCUGAAGAUCCUGCCUGCUGGGGAUGCCACUGAGAUUGGUGAGAAGGGCUUGAACUUGUCUGGGGGACAGAAACAGCGGGUUAGCCUGGCGCGUGCCGUCUACAGGAAGACUGAUGUUUACCUGCUAGAUGACCCUCUGUCAGCUGUGGAUGCUCAUGUGGGCCAACAUAUCUUCGAUAAGGUCAUUGGGCCCAAAGGCCUUUUGAAAGACAAGACGCGCAUCCUGGUCACGCAUGGCCUGAGCUUCCUGCCGCAGGCCGACUUGAUCCUGGUCAUGGUGGAUGGCGAGAUCACCGAGACGGGCUCGUACCUGGAGCUGCUCAGCUGUCAGGGCGCCUUCGCAGACUUCACACGUGCCUUUGUUAGCACUGGUGCUGAUUACAGAGAGAGCUCUGCCUGCCAAGGUACCAAGAAGUCUUCCUCCCGGCUCAGCAUAGCCAACUCCAUGUUUGUUUCUAGUGACCUUUCCCAGGAACAGCUAAUUAGUGUUGAUAAGGGCAGUACCAGCUUACAGAACAUGGAGUCCAUAUCCAAUACUGAUUGGGAUCCAAUCAAAGAAGAUUUGGGCAAACUGACCGAGGCUGACCAAGCCCAUACUGGAAGGGUGAAACUGGAGAUGUACGUGGAUUACUUCAGGACCAUCGGUUUGACACUCAUCUUGCCAAUCGUCUUCUUGUAUGCUGUCCAGCAGACUGCUUCCUUAGCCUACAAUUACUGGCUCAGCUUGUGGGCCGACGACCCCAUAAUCAAUGGCACUCAGACAGACAUGGACUUCAAGCUGGGGGUUUUUGGAGCCCUUGGAAUCGCACAAGGACUGGCAAGUUUUGGUACCAUGGUGGCCAUCUCAGUAGGAGGAAUCAUAGCCUCUCGUUACCUUCACCUGGACCUCCUGAACAACGUCCUGCUCUCCCCAAUGUCCUUCUUUGAGAGAACUCCCAGCGGCAACCUCCUCAACCGCUUCUCCAAGGAGGUGGAUGCCAUUGACUGCAUGAUUCCCGAAGGGCUGAAGAUGAUGCUUGGCUACUUGUUCAAGCUGCUGGAAGUCUGCAUUAUCGUGCUUUUGGCAACGCCCUUUGCGGUGGUUGUCAUCCUUCCCCUCACCCUCUUCUAUGCCUUCAUCCAGAGUUUCUACGUGGCGACAUCCUGUCAGCUGCGUCGCCUGGAGUCUGUAAGCCGCUCCCCCAUCUACACCCACUUCAACGAGACUGUGCAGGGGGCCAGUGUGAUCCGGGCCUUUGGAGAGCAGUCCAGGUUCAUCUCGGAGGCCAACGCCAGAGUUGACCACAACCAGACUUCCUACUUCCCUCGAUUUGUAGCCACCAGGUGGUUGGCUGUGAAUCUUGAGUUCCUUGGCAAUGUCUUAGUCCUUGCAGCCUCUAUCCUAUCUGUUAUGGGUAAGGACACCCUGAGUCCUGGAAUUGUGGGAUUGGCUGUGUCUCAUUGCUUACAGGUGACAGACAUCCUAAGCUGGAUUGUGCGCUCUUGGACUGAUGUGGAAAACAACAUUGUAUCUGUGGAGAGGGUGAAAGAGUACGCAGACACCUCAAAAGAGGCACCCUGGACAACAGAGAACAUUUCUCUCCCUGUGACCUGGCCCCAGGCAGGGACUAUAGUGUUUCAGGGGUAUGGCCUACAGUACCGCAGGGGUUUGGACUGGGCUCUCAAGGACAUCUCUCUGAGCAUCCAGGAGAGAGAGAAGGUUGGAAUAGUUGGAAGGACAGGGGCGGGAAAAUCAUCUCUGGCUCUCGGCAUCUUCAGGAUCCUAGAGGCUUCAAAGGGGAUGAUCUACAUUGAUGGCAUCAACAUUGCAGAAGUAGGACUGCAUGACUUGAGGUCCCGCAUCACUAUCAUCCCACAGGACCCUGUACUGUUCUCUGGGUCGCUGCGCAUGAACCUCGACCCCUUUGACCGUUACUCGGAUGAGGUGGUGUGGAGCGCCCUGGAGCUGGCCCACCUCAAGAGCUUCGUCUCCAGCCUGCCUGAUAAGCUGGGCCACGAGUGUUCAGAAGGAGGAGAGAACCUGAGUCUGGGUCAGCGUCAGCUGCUGUGUCUGGCCCGAGCUCUGCUGCGCAGAACCAAGGUGCUGGUUCUGGACGAGGCCACGGCCGCCGUGGACCUGGAGACGGACAACCUGAUCCAGUCGACCAUCCGCAGCCAGUUCGAGGACUGCACCGUGCUGACCAUCGCCCACCGGCUCAACACCAUCAUGGACUACACCAGAGUCAUCGUGAUGGACCAGGGCCAAAUUGUGGAGAUUGGCACGCCAUCAGGCCUCAUCGGCCAGCGGGGCCAGUUUUACAACAUGUGCCUCGAAGCCGGACUGGUGUGAGCUCUUGACCGGCAUGUUAGUGGGAUAGGAAGAAGCAGGCGCCCUGGAACUUCCCUCAGCAGAGGAGCGGAGAGCGCCACCUGGUGUAUGGAGGCAGCAACGACGCCACAAGAACAAUACCACAAAAUCAAACAGAAUGAGCAAAGACUGCUGCCCAGCUACGGGUCCCCCUAGUCUCAAAGUCAAGGUGACAUGAGGAUCAGGGAUGGGACUCACGCAUAACAUUUGGGGUGACUGUGACCACAGAACCCACAUCAGUCAGAAUCACAGGCUCUAAGUAAAUGAAGGGAAACUGAAAGACCAUCACUUCAUAUCAUUUGUGUUUUAAAGUACUGUAUUUUAAGAAAUAAAGUGCCAAAAUAUUUUAUAAAGAAAUAGACGGGUACCUUGUUAAACUAUAUCACAGGUGGGUGCCUUAAGACAUGCUUUUAUAACUCAGCAUGAUCUGACUAUUAACCAGAUAACAGGGAAUCAGAGCAGUGGGUUAAAACACCUGAACAUCUGACUGCAGUUACGUUGAAAAUGGUGCCUUCAGGGAAGGAAAUGUGCAAAAAGGGCCAAUUUAAAAAUACAUACAACUAAAUGUUCCAUUUAUAAGACUGAAAUGUACACAGAUGUUAUUUUUUUUUUUUGGUGAGCAGAGUGCUGGAAUUGCCCUGUUCAGUGCACAUAUCUGUGACGCUACCGCAGUAUGAAUGGGGAUGUAUAAUGUUUUUAGGCAAUAAAAUUGUUUUGUUAGUCACAG
Paramormyrops kingsleyae is the source of this 5566-nucleotide messenger RNA. RefSeq names its product multidrug resistance-associated protein 1-like. Gene Ontology annotation, molecular function: ATP hydrolysis activity; ABC-type transporter activity; ATP binding. NCBI's taxonomy places the organism in Eukaryota, Metazoa, Chordata, Actinopteri, Osteoglossiformes, Mormyridae. Gene Ontology annotation, cellular component: membrane. Gene Ontology annotation, biological process: transmembrane transport. The record is from RefSeq and is a predicted model, not a curated record.